GCGCGACUUUCGCCUGCGCGGAGAAAGGACAAAGGUUUCCUGCCCGCUCCGGAGUAGCCCCGAGGAGCCCGAAGGCGGCCAGCAUGGAAGUGCAGAAGGAAGCCCAGCGCAUCAUGACCAUGUCGGUGUGGAAAAUGUACCACUCGCGCAUGCAACGCGGCGGCCUCCGGCUCCACCGCAGCCUGCAGCUGUCCCUCGUCAUGCGCAACGCCCGGGACCUCUACCUCUCCGCCAAGCUGGAGGAAGAGGACGAGAUGGCGGCGGGCGCCGGGCCCGGGGAGGACUUGGCCGCGCGGCAGCCGCCGCUGGGCUUGCAGGCGGCCAGCCCGCGACCCCCGGAGGGGCCCCCGUCGCCCCCCGGCCUCCAGGCGCUGGAGAGGCUCCCCCAGGCGCAGCCGGACGGCCCGCGGCCGUCGGAGGCGCAGCCUCGCCCUUCGCUUGCGGACGGCCCCGAGCCGGAGCCCAUGGAGACGGUGCAGGAGGAGCCCCGACGCCCGCCCGCGCCUCCCCGGCCCCGGACUAGCGGGAGCCGGAGCGCCUCGGGGCCUCCGCCGGGGGCCGCCAAGCCCAGCCGCAAGCGCCGCAGCAGCAGCCUGGGCAAGAUCGGCGCCGUCGAGGCCGGCCUGGUGCCCAGCAAGAAGGCCAAGCUGGCCGAAGAGGAAGGCGAGCGGCAGCCGCAGCGCCAGGAAGGGCCUUUCCCCAGCCUGGCCCGCGUCUUGCAGGACCGCUUCUCGGGCCUGAUCCUCCCGCCGCCCCAGGCCCCCAAAGGCGGCGGCGGCGGCGGCGGCGGCGACGAGCCCCCCAAGGCGAGCUGCAGGCAAGGCGACGGCGUGCUGAGCAUCGUGGUGAGAGCCGUGGUGGCUUUCUAA
Messenger RNA from Euleptes europaea (tarantolino), 869 nucleotides. RefSeq names its product immediate early response 2 (gene IER2). The record is from RefSeq and is a predicted model, not a curated record. Lineage: Eukaryota; Metazoa; Chordata; Lepidosauria; Squamata; Sphaerodactylidae. Bases 84 to 869 code for a protein of 261 amino acids. The transcript has a single exon.